AUGGAGAUCAGCUACAGCUUCAUCUCCAUUAGAAAAACUCCGACAAUCUUUGCCAGAGUUCUCAGGCCCGCCUUCUCACUCUCCGCCACUCAUGAAUCCGUGUCCGUUCGAAUCUCUACUUCACAGGCCCUCCAGAACGAAACCCUCAGGGUUCUAGAAUGGAGUUCUAUCUGUAAGCAACUCUCCAUUUUUACGUCGACUUCCAUGGGAUUUGACGCAGCUCACAACGCUAACAUACGCUUCGGCCGGACGAGAGAGGAGAGCCAGAAGCUUCUGGAUCAGACGACUGCUGCUGAAGCUGUUGUGAUUUCUCGACAGUUGGAUUUUUCAGGAAUCGAAGAUGUCUCUGAAAUUUUGAAUUCGGCGACUUCUGGUAAAUUGCUUACCAUUGCUGAACUGUGUUCAGUGCGACGGUCUCUGAAAUCUGCUAGGGAGUUGUUCGAGAAACUGCAGGCUUUGGCUGGCGAUGGCAAUUCUUCAGAUAGGUUCAUGCCCUUGCUUGAAAUACUUCAGAAUUGCAAUUUCCUGGUGGAAUUGGAGAGGAAAAUUGAGUUUUGCAUCGAUUGCAAUUACUCAAUUGUUCUUGAUAGAGCUAGUGAGGACUUGGAGCUGAUUCGUUUGGAGAAGAAGAGGAAUAUGGAAGAGUUAGAUUCUCUUUUAAAGUCAGUAUCCUCUAAGAUAUAUCAGGCUGGUGGGAUUGAUAGGCCUCUGAUAACAAAGCGCCGAGCUAGAAUGUGUGUUGCUGUUAGGGCUACUCACAAGAAUUUAGUACCAGGCGGCAUUGUCUUGAGCGCCAGUAGUUCUGGUGCGACAUACUUUAUAGAACCCAAGGAGGCAGUGGAUUUGAACAACAUGGAUGUUAGGCUAUCAAAUUCGGAGAAGGCUGAGGAAAUAGCCAUUUUGAGUAUGCUUACAAAUGAAAUCUCAGAGUCAGAGAAUCAUAUAAGAUAUCUGUUGGAUAGAAUUCUUGAACUUGAUCUUGCUUUGGCCAGGGCUGCUUAUGGUCGAUGGAUGAGUGGGGUUUGUCCAUGUUUCUCAUCCAAGGGGUAUGAAGGCUUAAAUUCUAGUAUAAAUGACAAUACAUUAUCAGUAGAUAUUGAUGCUAUUCAGAACCCAUUGCUGCUCAACUACUCUCUUAAAAGUUCAUCAGAUAAUGUUUUAUCUUCCUCUGCAAAUGUAGGUCAAUUUGACAAGAGAGAUAAUGCAAUCGAUAGUGAAGGUUUUUCAGGAAGCGUCACUGAUUUUCCAGUGCCAAUAGACAUUAAAAUUAAGCGUCAAACUAGAGUGGUUGUGAUUUCAGGGCCUAAUACAGGAGGUAAAACUGCAUCCAUUAAGACUCUUGGCCUAGCAUCUCUUAUGGCUAAGGCUGGCAUGUACUUGCCUGCCAAGAACCUCCCAAAACUUCCAUGGUUUGAUCUUGUUCUGGCUGACAUUGGAGAUCACCAGUCUCUAGAACAAAAUCUCUCGACUUUUAGCGGGCACAUCUCGCGGAUCUGUAAAAUAUUAGAAGUAUCCUCGGAUGAAUCCCUAGUCCUUAUUGAUGAAAUUGGCAGUGGAACUGAUCCUUCAGAAGGUGUGGCUCUCUCUACCAGCAUUUUGCAUUAUCUCAAGAAAUGUGUUCAUCUAGCUAUUGUGACUACUCAUUAUGCGGAUUUGACUCGCAUAAAAGAUAGUGAUUCUUCGUUCGAGAACGCUGCUGUGGAAUUUUCACUCGUAACUUUAAAACCUACCUACAAGAUCCUUUGGGGUAGUACUGGAGAGUCGAAUGCUUUGAGUAUUGCUCAAUCAAUUGGAUUUGAUCCCGCCAUAAUAGAAGGUGCAAAGAAAUGGAUGGUGAGUCUUACACCAGAAAGACAGGAUGAACGUAGAGGUUUGCUCUUUAAAUCACUAAUGGAGGAAAGAGAUAAGUUGGAAGCUCAAAGAAGGGAAGCUGCUUUACUUCAUGCAGAAAUUUCAGCACUUCAUAACGAGAUUCGGGAUGAGGCAGAAGAUCUUGAUAAGCGUGAGAGAGCUCUUAUUGCUCUUGAAACCAAAAGAGCUCGACAAGAAACUGAGGCAAUAAAGUCCAAGAUAAACACUGUUGUACAAGAGUUUGAAGAGAAACUGAAAAUUGUUGGGGCUGAUCAAUUCAAUUCAUUGAUCAGGGAGGGAGAAUCCAAAAUCGCUUCAAUUUGUGAAGCUUGUCGUCCAACCGACAAUUCCCGCCCCGUUGUUGCAAAUAAAAGUUCUUAUACACCCCAGUUGGGCGAGCAGGUGUUUGUAACUGGUCUUGGGAACAAGUUAGCUACUGUUGUUGAAACGUCUGAUGAUGAGGAAACAAUCCUUGUUCAGUAUGGUAAAAUCAAGGCCCGAGUGAAGAAAAGAAGCGUCAAAGCUCUUCCAAAUAGUGAAAAGGCAGCUGCUGCUGCUGCUGCUGCUAAGUCUCCUUCAUACUCUAAGAAACAGGGUCGACGGAGCAGAGAAUUGGUCAGUACUUCAGAUGGAGAGUCUUAUGGCGCCGUUGUGCAGACUUCAAAGAACACGGUUGACUUACGGGGCAUGCGAAUAGAAGAAGCUUCUUACCAUCUUGAUAUGGCCAUCGCUUCGAGAGGACCGAAUUCGGUUCUUUUCAUCAUACAUGGAAUGGGCACAGGGGCUGUCAAGGAACAUGUACUCGAGACCUUGAGGAAACAUCCGCGUGUAGCGAAGUAUGAUCAGGAGAGUCCUAUGAAUUAUGGUUGUACAGUUGCUUUUAUAAAGUAGAUAUCAAUUUCAGGUGGUGAGCUAUGUCAAGCUGAGUACACCAUCUAGUUUGAACUCAAAUGAAUCAUAUCUCAUAUAUGUAAAUAUUGAUGACAAGCUGAACUAAAACAAUACAGGAAACAUGUAGCUGCUUCAAGUUCUAGGUUCUUUGAUCUAGAUGGUAACAAACAAAUUCAAGCUUUUCGUAGAA
Cucurbita pepo subsp. pepo (vegetable marrow) is the source of this 2932-nucleotide messenger RNA. RefSeq names its product DNA mismatch repair protein MutS, type 2. NCBI's taxonomy places the organism in Eukaryota, Viridiplantae, Streptophyta, Magnoliopsida, Cucurbitales, Cucurbitaceae. The record is from RefSeq and is a predicted model, not a curated record. Gene Ontology annotation, biological process: negative regulation of DNA recombination; mismatch repair. Gene Ontology annotation, molecular function: ATP binding; ATP-dependent DNA damage sensor activity; mismatched DNA binding.